AUGGUCAACCUGCAGCCCACUAUAUUCAGUAUUCAUUCUGAUAGACGAAUUAUUAUUACUAUCGUAUUACAGUCAUUAGUCCUCGAUAUUUUGUCCAAAUGUCUCCCAUGUCAUAUACACCAAACAUUUAGUCUUCUUCAUGAAAUUGUCCAUUUGAUUACACAAGUGAUUUCAAAAUGUUGUCCAAACAUAGAUUUGAAAUUAAAACUACUCAAUUCAAACGAUCUAAGCAAACAUUAUAAAAAUCCAAAAGUAUGGUAUUCCAUACAAUUAACACAAACACUUCUAUUUUUGGUUGCACAAAAUUCCCACAGUCAUAGAACAUCAUUGUGUAGUAAUGACUUACACAAACCAAGAACAUCUGAAAAUCAAAGAAACCAACAGUCAACUGAUUUGAGAUAUAUUCAUGAUAAUGAUAACGUUGAUGAUGAUGUCAACAUUGGCGAAGACGACGGUGAAAAGGAAACUAAUGACGAAGAAUCUUAUCAAGAGAACAUCUUUAAUACCAACAUCAAUAUAAACAACACUAAUAUUGAACGAAGAAAAAAUAGAGAUUCCGAUUAUACAAUACAUUUACAAAAUCAAUUAAAAAAGAUUUGUUUUUCAAUAACAAUGAAUUAG
Messenger RNA from Schistosoma rodhaini, 621 nucleotides. Lineage: Eukaryota; Metazoa; Platyhelminthes; Trematoda; Strigeidida; Schistosomatidae. The record is from the annotation of a GenBank genome assembly.